Molecule: messenger RNA, 1100 nt
Organism: Thamnophis sirtalis
Lineage: Eukaryota; Metazoa; Chordata; Lepidosauria; Squamata; Natricidae
Gene: TMEM186
Product: transmembrane protein 186
Cellular component (GO): mitochondrion
Source: RefSeq, a predicted model, not a curated record
AGCAGCCACUGCGCCGCCUGGACUGCCCGGGGUGUUUGCACGAGCUGCCGGCCCCUUUGCGAUGAAGAGCCUCGUCAGCUGCACCCGUCAGCAUUUGGCCCUCUUCAAGCCCCGUUGUCUUCAGAACAGCCUUGCUCUGCCAUUGUGGAAAAGAGGCCACGUGGGGCUCCAUUCUUUUCAAAGUCCUACUAUUCUGCAACAGGGAGGUAGCCCGUGUACGCCCGGCCUGUGCAGGGUGCAGCCCCGAUGGCUGAGUACCGUCGACUUGUCUCAACAAGACCCAAAGCCACCGUCUAGCACUGAAAACACAGAGAAAUUCACCGUGAUUUACCGAUUCCCGGCCAUCCGGUUGUUGAAACUCUUGUCGAGGCUGAAAGUGGUGCAGACGGGCUUCGGUUUGCUGGUCCUCCCUCCGCUCUGGUACUUCAAUGGGCUAAACCAGGUGACUUUGGUCACGGGCCUCUUCUCCUUCACCCUCGUGUUUCUGUACACCCUCAGCUUCUUUCUGGAACGGGUCAUCGGCUUAAUGUAUCUGAACGAAAGCGGGACUCUCUUGAAAAUUUCGCACCUGACAUUUUGGGGAAAGAGGAAGAAUUUCUGCUGUCCGGUCGAUUCUGUGGUGACCUUGGGGGACAAGGACAGAGAUAGCAACAGGUUCCUCCUGAAGUUCAGACAGUGCGACCAGAAGAAAGUCCUGUAUUUUUCACUUGUCUUGGGUCAAGUGGUGGACCACGAAGCCUUUGACAAAGUGUUUCGGUGUUAUUCCUAAGUGUGUGUGUGUGAGAGAGAGAGGGGGGGGGGAUGUUUUGUGCUGGGGAUUCAUAACCUUGUUGACUAAAAUAUAGCUAGUCCUGAACUUACAAUCACAAUGGAGCCUCAAAUUUAUGUUGUUAAGUAACACAUUUGUUAAGUGAGUUUUGCCUUGUUUUAUGACCUCUUACCACGGUUGCUAAGCCUGCAACUAGUAGUAAUGCCCCUCCAAUUUUCAGUUGUGAGAAAUGAACAAUUGUCACCAUGCUCUGCCUUCUAGUGUUUUGUUCCUUAUUUCUGCUGGACAAUUUCAGCGUUUCUACGCUGGAAUAAAUUCUCUACUGCUACAA